Sinocyclocheilus grahami is the source of this 727-nucleotide messenger RNA. Its product is annotated as WD repeat-containing protein 47-like. The record is from RefSeq and is a predicted model, not a curated record. NCBI's taxonomy places the organism in Eukaryota, Metazoa, Chordata, Actinopteri, Cypriniformes, Cyprinidae. The annotation marks the transcript as partial. The transcript is spliced from 4 exons. Gene Ontology annotation, molecular function: protein binding.
UGGUUCGAGCACAAGUAAACCUCCUGUAAUCCGCUUCAAGAGGAACAAGCAUCACAAAGGCUCCAUAUAUUGUGUGGCCUGGAGCCCCUGCGGACAGUUACUGGCCACCGGCUCCAACGACAAAUACGUCAAAGUGCUGCCCUUCAACCCUGAAACCUGCAAUGCUACAGGUGAGAGAAAGAAAGAUCGCAAACCAAUAUUCAUGAGUCUUAAAGCAACACACUACAGACAAAAACAGGGUCCUGAGAGCGGAGGGGCCAUUUUAAUCAGUGCAGGAGCUGGAGACUGUAACAUCUACACAACGGACUGCCAGAGAGGACAGGGCCUGCAUGCGCUGAACGGACACACGGAUCAUAUCCUGUCUCUGUACACAUGGGGGGGCUGGAUGAUAGCAUCUGGCUCUCAGGAUAAGACGGUGCGUUUCUGGGACCUGCGUGUUCCCAGCUGUGUGAGAGUGGUGGGGACUGCCCUCCACGGCACAGGCAGCCCUGUGGCGUCGGUGGCGGUGGACCCGAGCGGGCGUCUGCUGGCAACAGGGCAGGAGGACAGCUCCUGUAUGCUGUAUGACAUCAGAGGCGGACGCAUGGUUCAGACGUACCGACCGCACUCCAGCGAUGUCCGAUCGGUGCGCUUCUCCCCCGGGGCUCAUUACCUGCUCACGGGAUCCUACGACACCAAGGUCAUCGUCGCUGACCUGCAAGGUGAGAUCUCAGACGCCCCUUGUUGA